GUGGGUGUGGAAAUAUUCCAAGGGGCCUUCCACACCUGAAAUUACGGUAGUACCAAAAGAGAUAGUUACAUGGCCUCCCGGGUUAGCACCGGAUCAAAAUUGCACCCCCAAAAAAUUUGUUGCAACUCAGGUAGCACACACCCACCGACAGAAAGCUUUUCAGGAUACACACAUGCACCAAAAUUUGCACAUAAUAUCACUGCCUGGUAUCAACUUAAAACUGAUCCAGGGAUCAUGAACACACUACAUGAGAAAAAUAACAAUGGGAUUGAUCCAAAAUUAUGCUAUUUUUUAGGAAAUUUGCAACCUUUUACAUAUAGGUGCACACACACUGAAACACACAAUACUACACACCUAAGGUUCACAGAAUCAAUUUACAACCUUACCUCACUUACACCAGACGAGCAAAAACCAAAAACCUUUGUGUGGACCAACCGAAAGGAAGGAACUUAUUGUGUGGGAAAAUGUGAAUUUAGCAUGGACGAUUUCACCAGCCCACAUAACUGUUCAUGGACUGUCCAUCAUUGUUUUAAUUUAACCACUUGUGGCUACACUAGGCCCAAACAAUGCCCAUCAUUGCACCCAAUUCCUCCUGGUGGACUGAUUAGAGGAAAUGUAAAUAAGACAUUACUACAUGAUGUAAAUUUAGUAAUGACGCAUGUAACUUACAAUAUUUCAAAUGUUCUCUCUGCUUACACAGAACACUGUAAUGAUGAUGAUGAAACCUAUGCAUGGCUACAGUCACGGAUCGAUGAUUUAAUCUCUGAUUACAAAGGCAGACUUGCGGUCCAAAUCGCACCUGCUCGAUCAAAACGAGACCUACUAGGCAAUAUAGCAGGUUUAUUUGGCUCAAUCAAUUCAGCAACUAACACAUACAAAAUAAACCAACAAUCUCAGUUCUCUACAUGGUUGGCAGACCAGAUGGCCACUGGGCUCCAACAUCUCACCAAUAGCAAUGAAAACAUCAUAAAAGCGGUAAGAUCCGAAGCGCAGGCGCUUCUUGAGAUCAGCCAUACAUUAUUCAAUCAGACCCGUACCAUCGAACGUGGCUUAGCCUGCAGAUCAUAUGCUCAAGAUUUAUUUUCUACUGCAAGGCAAGAAAUCCUAGAUCUUCGCCUUCACAAAACACCUAGACAUGUUUUAAGUGACUUGAUUGAAAUUCUAGAUCUACAUAGGUGGCUUUCAUCAGAAAAAAUGAAAAAUGUGAAAUAUUCUGAAUUAUUAUCAACUAUUAUGAUGUACACUGGAAAUGAAUGUAAUGGAUGCCUUGGAUUUUUUGUCACUUUUCCCUUAAUACACCCAGACCAAGUUUAUCCAAAUUCUACCACUAUUCGAUCAAUUGGCAUGGUAGUGAAAGACCAAGUAAUUAAAUGGGACCACCUUACAGGAUACAUGACCUUAAAGGGUAUUGAGACCUUGUUUACCAGUCGCACGUGUUGUCAUGAGACCCAUAACUAUGUUGUCUGUACAUGUAACACGUUACAGCCUUUUUCCUCCAAUGACAGCAAACUUGUAAAUGUUCAAUCAUUGCAUGGUCACUCUGAUGCUAUUCAGGUAUCUCACACACAGUGGUGUGUCGUCAGUGAGAUGAAUUCUUUCACAUAUGGAGGACUGACCUGUCCUGCUAACCACUCGUUUUGUUUAGAAGCAACUGAGGACUUCUCAAUGGGCCAGAUUAACAUCCUUGAGAUGCCACUGGAUGCAGAAAUUUCCCCAUGGUGGGAUGACACCUUCUAUGAACAAGGAACACAGGCCCUAGUUGACACGAUGGACUUGGUGCAAAGAAUCAUCACACAGACUGAAUAUCAUCUCUCACAAGCGCAGGUAGAGGCGAACCUGGCUCAAAAGACUGCAAACAUCCUGUCCAGCUCUUCUACCCGUUCAGCCCUGAGUGCUUACACGUGGUGGGACUGGAUACUUCGGGGGUGUGCCGUCGGCAGUGCCCUCAUCUUCACUUUCACACUGUUUCAAUGCUGUUAUUUCAGAUAUCUCAUCAGAGCUCUAAAGACAUCAACCAACAUGGCUAUGGUCCUCAGCCCAUUACAGGUACCAGCACUACAGAAAGUCUGACAGAAAGCAUCCAGCCAAAGUCAAACAGUUGUGUCCCCGCAGGAAUCUCUGAAUAGCCCACGGGGCCAAAGGGAGAUUUAACUGUAAGGUUAUUGAUGCCGUUUUGACUGGAUCAGAUAAAAAGAUCACAGCAAGGAACUUUUAUGAGAACCAACACCUAGAUCCUGUCUCGCAAGUCUAAAGCAACACACCCAACUGAGAGGGACAGACAAAUGGCCCACACCAUAUGCAUAAACAUUUCACUCCUUUUGCCCACUCCCUCCUAACAGGAAACACUGAAACUACCUUUCUUAUUCAGAGUUUAUAACAAUGCAAUAAUUGUGUGUCUCAUGUUUUACAAAAGGUCUCUGUGUGUCUGGUUAAAGGGGUCUCAUUCUCUUAACAAUAGAACAGGUAACCACAAACAUUAUAAACAGACUACUCCCAGGUUUUUCACACAAAUUACCUCCAGUAUGUAAAUACAGCCUCCCAUAGAAACCAAAGAAACCAAUCUUCAAAGGGUAAUAUGCUAAACCCCUGCAAUAAAUGCCAUUUGGCAAUUCUGGGGUCCUGCUGGAUAUAUAAGGGAAGGUGACAAAGAGCUCAGGGAAUCUGUAAACAGAUAUCCCGCAUAAUUGCUGUGCGUAGCUCUGAAUUAUCAGGUAACUUUUACAUUCUCUCAUCUCAAAAUUAUUGAAUGUUUAUUUGUGAUUGAUUAGUGUUUUUUAUAUUGUUUGAAUUGGACUUUGAAUUAUUACUUUGAUUACCUGAUUAAUAAAAUUGUUAUGUUUGAUUUUA
Messenger RNA from Cyprinus carpio (common carp), 2847 nucleotides. RefSeq lists its product as uncharacterized. The record is from RefSeq and is a predicted model, not a curated record. Lineage: Eukaryota; Metazoa; Chordata; Actinopteri; Cypriniformes; Cyprinidae.